Messenger RNA from Triticum urartu, 4988 nucleotides. RefSeq names its product cleavage and polyadenylation specificity factor 160 (gene CPSF160). Gene Ontology annotation, molecular function: protein binding; nucleic acid binding. Gene Ontology annotation, cellular component: nucleus. The record is from RefSeq and is a predicted model, not a curated record. NCBI's taxonomy places the organism in Eukaryota, Viridiplantae, Streptophyta, Magnoliopsida, Poales, Poaceae.
CUAGUGAAACGGAACGGAGGCGGUAGGGCUUUUGCCAAAUCUGGAGCUUGUCCCCUCCAUCCCCCUUCCCCUCCUCCGUCGUCUCCGCGGCGCCUCUUCCCCCGAGCUUCCGAAACCCCGCCCCAAAACCCUAGCCGACCGAGGCCGCCUCCGCGAAGAUGAGCUACGCGGCGUACAAGAUGAAGCACUGGCCGACGGGCAUCGAGCACUGCGCCGCCGGCUUCAUCACCCACUGCCCCUCCGACGCCGCCGCCUUCUCCGCGCCCGCGCCGGGGCCGGCGGCCUCCCCCUCCGGGGCUGAGAGCGACGCCGACUCCUCCGCCGCGGCGAGGCGGCCCAGGCGCCUCGGCCCCACCCCCAACCUCGUCGUGGCGGCCGCCAACGUGCUGGAGGUCUACGCCGUCAGGGCCGAUGCGGCGCCCGCCGAGGACGGGGCCGCGUUCGACGGCAUCCUGGGGGCCCGCCUCGAGCUCGUGUGCCAUUACAGGCUCCAUGGGAACGUCGAGUCGAUGGCCGUGCUGUCGGAUGGGGCGGAGAACAGGCGAGACUCCAUUGCGCUCGCUUUCAGGGACGCCAAGAUAACCUGCUUGGAAUUCGAUGAUGCCAUCUAUGGACUGCGCACUAGCUCAAUGCAUUGCUUUGAGGGCCCAGAAUGGCAGCAUCUAAAAAGAGGCAGGGAAUCAUUUGCUUGGGGUCCUGUCAUAAAAUCUGACCCGCUAGGCAGAUGUGGCGCUGCACUUAUUUAUGGACUACAGAUGGCCAUUCUGAAAGCUGCCCAGGUUGGACAGAGCUUAGUGGGAGAAGAUGAACCUACACGUGCACUGAGUUCUAGUGCUGUCCGUGUUGAGUCAUCAUAUUUGAUUGACUUACGAGCUUUAGAGACAAAUCAUGUCAAAGAUUUUACAUUUGUGCAUGGUUAUAUUGAGCCUGUAUUGGUCAUACUACAUGAGCGAGAGCCUACCUGGGCUGGGCGUAUCUCAUCAAAGCACCAUACAUGUAUGAUAUCAGCAUUUAGUAUAAGCAUGACACUGAAGCAACACCCAGUGAUAUGGUCUGCUGCUAACCUACCGCAUGAUGCAUACCAAAUUCUUUCUGUGCCUCCACCUAUUAGCGGUGUUCUUGUCGUCUGUGCAAAUUCUAUCCACUAUCAUAGUCAGUCCACUUCUUGUUCCCUUGCCCUCAACAAUUUUUCAUCACAGCCAGAUGGCAGUCCAGAAAUUCCUAAAUUAAAUUUCCAUGUGGAGCUUGAUGCAGCUAAAGCGACAUGGUUAUCCAAUGAUAUUGUAAUGUUCUCGACAAAGACCGGAGAAAUGCUGUUACUUACAGUAGUUUACGAUGGCAGAACUGUGCGAAGAUUAGAUCUUAUGAAGUCAAAAGCAUCUGUCAUCAGUUCGGGUGCUACGACUAUUGGAAGUUCAUUCUUCUUCCUUGGUAGCCGUUUGGGAGACAGCCUUCUUGUGCAAUUUUCCUGUGGUGUGGCAACAUCUGUCUUACCAGAUCUAAUAGACGAGCGGUCUGGUGAUAUUGAAGGCGACCUGCCUUUUGCAAAGCGCCUGAAGAGGGUGCCUUCUGACGUUUUACAGGAUGUGACCAGUGUUGAAGAACUUUCUUUUCAGAAUAACAUAUUGCCAAACAGUAUAGAGUCAGCACAGAAAAUCUCAUAUGUCGUGAGAGAUAAGUUGAUCAAUGUUGGCCCUCUGAAAGAUUUUUCAUAUGGUUUAAGAGUCAAUGCAGAUGCCAAUGCAACAGGAAAUGCAAAGCAAAGCAAUUAUGAGUUGGUGUGCUGUUCUGGUCAUGGAAAGAAUGGAUCACUUUCUGUCCUACAACAAUCUAUUCGCCCUGAUUUAAUUACCGAGGUGGAAUUACCAAGUUGCAGAGGUAUUUGGACAGUGUACUAUAAGAGUUCCCGUGCACAUACCACUGAAGAUAAUGAAUAUCAUGCAUAUCUGAUAAUAAGUCUAGAGAACCGGACCAUGGUACUUGAGACAGGUGAUGAUCUAGGAGAAGUUACUGAAACAGUUGAUUAUUAUGUUCAAGGGGCAACCAUUGCUGCUGGUAACUUGUUCGGAAGGCGGCGUGUCAUACAGGUAUACGCCACGGGUGCUCGUGUGCUUGAUGGUUCUUUCAUGACACAAGAGCUAAACUUUACUGCGCAUUCUUCAGAAUCUUCAUCGUCCAGUUCUGAGCUUCUUGGAGUGGCAUCUGCUUCCAUUGCAGAUCCAUAUGUUCUUUUGAAGAUGGUUGAUGGAACUAUUCAACUUCUUGUAGGAGAUCAUUCUACUUGUGCUCUUUCUAUCAGCGUUCCCAGUAUUUUUACAAACUUAAGUGAAAAAGUAUCUGCGUGUACACUUUAUCGUGACAGAGGUCCUGAACCAUGGCUGAGAAAGACACGUAGUGAUGCAUGGCUAUCUAGUGGUAUUGCAGAACCGAUUGAUGGCAGUGGUAGUUCAUCUCAGGAGCAGUCUGAUAUAUACUGCAUCAUUUGUUAUGAAAGUGGUAAACUAGAAAUUUUUGAAGUGCCUAGUUUCAGAUGUGUUUUCUCUGUGGAAAGUUUCUUGUCUGGUGAGGCUCUUUUGGUUGAUGCAAAAGGAAGACAGGAUGACACUAAAGUUUCUCUAAAGAAAGAAGUAGCGGAUAGCAUUCGGGUAGUUGAGCUUGCAAUGCAUAGAUGGUCUGGCCAGUUCAGUCGCCCAUUCCUUUUUGGUUUAUUGAACGAUGGGACAUUUUUGUGCUACCAUGCUUAUUGCUAUGAAGGCUUGGAGAGUAAUGUGAAAGACAAUUCAUUUUCACCUGCUGGUUCUGUGGAUCUUGCCAGUGCCAGUGAUUCGAGACUAAAGAAUUUGAGAUUUCACCGAAUUUCUGUUGACAUUACAUUACGAGAAGACAUAUCAAGUCUUGCACGACCGAGAAUCACAAUUUUUAACAAUGUUGGAGGUUAUGAAGGAUUGUUUCUUUCUGGCACGAGGCCAGUCUGGGUUAUGGUUUGUCGACAACGAUUUCGGGUGCAUCCACAGGGCGCACGGUGUCGUUCGUUCCCAGGAGCAUCCCAGAGAACGGCGUCGUUCGCUUGCGGGAACCUCCCAGAGCACACGAUUGUCCGCGCCAGGGGCACCAGGUUAUGUGAUGGUCCCAUUGAAGCCUUUACUGUUCUCCACAAUGUAAACUGUUGUCAUGGGCUUAUAUAUGUUACAUCACAGGGUUUUCUGAAGAUAUGUCAACUGCCCGAAGCAUAUAACUAUGACAACUACUGGCCUGUCCAAAAGAUCCCUUUGCAUGGCACCCCUCAUCAGGUUACAUAUUAUGCCGAGCAGUCUCUGUAUCCACUUAUCGUGUCUGUUCCUGUUGUUCGCCCCCUAAAUCAAGUUCUGUCAAUUAUGGCUGAUCAAGAUUUGGUUCAUCACAUGGAUAAUGAUGCUACAAGUGCCGAUGACCUGCAAAAAACAUAUACUGUUGAGGAAUUUGAAGUUCGCGUAUUAGAGUUGGAGAAACCUAGUGGACGUUGGGAGACAAGGUCCACUAUUCCGAUGCAAUCAUUUGAAAAUGCUCUAACUGUGCGCAUUGUUACAUUGCAUAACACAACCACCAAGGAAAAUGAAACCCUGAUGGCCAUUGGGACUGCUUAUGUUCAAGGGGAGGACGUAGCUGCCAGGGGACGGGUGCUUCUGUUCUCUUUCACUAAAAGUGAAAAUUCUCAAAAUCUGGUAACAGAAGUCUACUCAAAAGAGAGUAAAGGUGCUGUAUCAGCUGUUGCGUCACUUCAAGGUCAUCUGCUGAUAGCUGCUGGUCCAAAGAUCACAUUGAGCAAAUGGACUGGUUCUGAAUUGACCGCUGUUGCAUUCUAUGAUGCUCCUUUGCAUGUUGUGAGCUUGAAUAUUGUCAAAAAUUUCGUUUUGUUUGGCGAUAUCCAUAAAAGCGUAUAUUUUCUUAGCUGGAAGGAGCAAGGUUCUCAAUUGACUCUGCUUGCAAAAGAUUUUGGAUCUCUAGAUUGCUUUGCAACUGAGUUCUUAAUUGAUGGAAGCACACUGAACCUUGCAGUUUCUGACUCUGAUAAAAAUCUGCAGAUCUUCUACUAUGCUCCCAAAAUGGUGGAGAGCUGGAAGGGGCAGAAGCUCCUUUCCAGAGCAGAGUUUCAUGUUGGAGCCCAUCUGACCAAGUUUAUGAGGCUGCAGAUGCUUCCCUCUCCAGGAUUGGCAUCUGAGAAGACGAAUCGUUUUGCCCUUCUUUUUGGUACUUUGGAUGGUGGUAUUGGAUGCAUUGCGCCUAUUGAUGAGUUGACAUUCCGCCGGCUUCAGAGCUUACAGAGGAAGCUUGUAGAUGCCGUCCCCCACGUGUGUGGCCUGAACCCAAGAUCAUUCAGGCAGUUUAAAUCCAACGGGAAGGCACAUCGUCCUGGACCAGAUAACAUCAUUGACUUUGAGCUUCUUGCACACUAUGAGAUGCUAUCGUUGGAAGAGCAGCUUGACAUCGCACAGCAGAUUGGGACUACCCGUGCGCAGAUCCUUUCCAACUUUGCUGAUAUUUCGCUAGGCACGAGUUUCCUGUGAAUUAAAGUUUUGGGCGAUCAUGUUGGAUCUAACACCAUGAUACAGUUGGAAAAGCUAGCGGUGCAUGGCAAUUCUGGAGCUGCUUGUUGAUUCUUGCUUAACUCCGGAGACCUAGGCACUCAGGCAUGUAAACAUGACAUGUGUACGAUAGGAUUAAAUGCUGGCCAGUUUGAUCUUUCUGAGUAAAUUACAGCCACCUUGCCGCGUACAUAUGGUUAGCACUUGGAAGCGCAUUGUAAAUGGCCAUGGUGGUUAAUUUCUUUCUAAGUAGUAGCUGCUGAGCUUCUUGUGUUGCUCCUUCCUGGACAUGUCCCUGAUGACUGUAAUCUUAGUGACUUGCGAUACAAAUUUCACUGUCAGUUGGCCAUGUGAUUGUCGGACGCAUUUCUCUGUUAUGGAAACUUUAGCUUUUUAUUAAGGAAAACGGUAGCAAAGGUUUCAGUC